This is a messenger RNA of Micromonas commoda, 1944 nucleotides long. RefSeq lists its product with no specific name. The transcript has a single exon. The record is from RefSeq and is a predicted model, not a curated record. Gene Ontology annotation, molecular function: formate-tetrahydrofolate ligase activity; ATP binding. NCBI's taxonomy places the organism in Eukaryota, Viridiplantae, Chlorophyta, Mamiellophyceae, Mamiellales, Mamiellaceae. Bases 1 to 1944 code for a protein of 647 amino acids.
AUGGCGGACGCCGUCGUCGCCGCGAGGCGCGAGUCCAUCCGCAAGCUCGCCGAGCUCAAGUCCCCGGUGCCCGCUGACAUCGACGUGGCGCAGGCGGCGACGGUGGUGCCCAUCCGCACGGUCGCCGCGGCGUGCGGCCUCACCGAGGCUGACUACGAGCCUUACGGCCACUACAAGGCCAAGGUGUCGGAGAAGGUGAGCGAGAAGCUCAAGGCGGAGCGCGGCGAGGGCUACUACGUCGUCGUCGCGGGCAUCAACCCCACGCCGCUCGGCGAGGGCAAGUCCACCACCACCAUCGGCCUGGCGCAGGCCAUGGGCGCGCACCUCGAGAAGAACUGCGUCGCGUGCAUCCGCCAGCCCUCGAUGGGCCCCACCUUCGGCAUCAAGGGCGGCGCCGCGGGCGGUGGAUACUCGCAGGUCAUCCCGAUGGAGGAGAUGAACCUCCACCUCACCGGCGACAUCCACGCCAUCGGCGCCGCGAACAACCUCCUCGCCGCCGCCAUCGACGCGAGGGUGUUCCACGAGCUCACCCAAAAGGACGAGGCGCUGUACGACCGCCUCUGCCCGCGGAAGAAGGACGGAACCCGCGUCUUCGCCGCGUCCAUGCUCAAGAGGCUUCGAAAGCUCGGCAUCGACAAGACCGAUCCCGACCAACUCACCGCGGAGGAGCGCGCCGCGUUCGCACGCCUGGACAUCGACCGCGAGAAGAUCUCGUGGCGCCGCGUCGUGGACAUGAACGACAGGUUCCUCCGCAAGAUCACCGUCGGGCAGAACCCCACGGAGAAGGGGUACACGCGGGAGACGGGUUUCGACAUCACCGUCGCGUCCGAGAUCAUGGCGGUGCUCGCCAUGACCACCUCCUUGGCCGACAUGGAGCGAAGGCUCGGCGCGAUGGUCGUCGCGCCCGACAUGAAGGGCGAACCCGUGACCGCGGACGACCUCGGGAUCACGGGUGCGCUCGUGGCGCUCAUGAAGGACGCCAUCAAGCCGACGCUGAUGCAGACCCUCGAGGGGACCCCGGUGCUCGUGCACGCGGGUCCUUUCGCCAACAUCGCGUCCGGCAACUCAUCCAUCAUCGCCGACCAGAUCGGUCGCGCGAUGGUGGGCGCCGGCGGGUACGUCCUCACCGAGGCUGGAUUCGGCGCGGACAUCGGCCUGGAGAAGUUCAUGAACCUGAAGUGCAGGAGCAGCGGCAUGAAGCCCCACUGCGCCGUCAUCGUCGCCACCGUCAGGGCCCUCAAGCUCCACGGCGGCGGGCCCGCGGUGUCCCCGGGCAAGCCCCUGCCGCACGAGUACACCAACGAAGACGUCGAACUCGUCAAGAAGGGCGUCGCGAACCUCACCAGACACAUCGAGAACACCAAAAAGUUUGGCGUCCCCGUCGUCGUCGCGAUGAACAUGUUCCCCACCGACACCGAAGCGGAACACGCGGUGAUCAAGGAGGCCGCCAUGGUCGCCGGCGCGGACGACUGCGUGCUGUGCACCCACCACGCGGAGGGCGGCAAGGGCGCGGCGGCGCUCGGCGAGGCUGUCGCGAAGGCGUGCGAGGCCAACGCGGGCGCCGAUAACUUCAGACUCCUGUACGAGGGCGAGACGAGCAUCAAGCACAAGAUCGAGACCAUCGCGAAGGAGCUGUACCGCGCGGACGGGGUCUCUUACUCGGAGCAGGCGGAGGCGAAGAUCGCCAUGUUCACCGAGCAGGGCUUCGGCGCCCUACCCAUCUGCAUGGCGAAGACACAGUACUCGUUCUCCCACGACGCGGAUCUGAAAGGCGCGCCGACGGGUUUCACGCUUCCAAUCGGCGACGUUCGAUGCAGCGCGGGCGCGGGUUUCAUCGUUCCCCUCGUCGGCGCGUUCCCCACGAUCCCGGGCCUGCCCACGAGGCCGGCGUACUACGAGAUCGGCGUGGACAUGGAGACCGAGCAGGUCCUCGGCCUCUCGUAA